AUGCAAGAUGGUUGCAGAGUGACUGCAGCCGCAAGCCACAUCAAGGUACUUGGCAGCCGCAUGUGCAAAGCCUUUGCAUUGGUUCGCCCAGAGGGUUCGGUGGUCACCUGGGGAGCUGCAGGUGCACUUUGUCGUGGAGAGAUGCGGAAUGUACAGGAAAUCGCUGCUUCAGUUGCUGCCUUUGCCGCCGUGCAAGAAGAUGGCCAGGUGGUCUGUUCGGGUGAGCCAUGGGCUGGAAGCGACUGCUCUUCCGUUGGCGGGCAGCUACGGCAAAUCAAGACUGUGAGAGCAUCCAGCACUGCAUUUGCUGCUCUUACCGAACUCGGCACCGUCGUAACUUGGGGUUCGAAGAGUUCCGGGGGUGACAGCCAGGCUGUCACCGAGCAACUUACAGGUGUGGUGGACAUUGUGUCGUCCUGGUCAGCCUUCGCUGCCAUAAGAGAGGAUGGCUCCUUGGUGACCUGGGGGGAUGUCUAUCGUGGCGGGGAUAGCCGGCCGGUGCAGAAGGAGCUUCGAAACGUGUGCCAUGUGGCAGCCACCUUGAUGUCCUUCGCUGCACUUCGCAAAGAUGGGUCUGUAGUGACAUGGGGCGAGGAGUGGUCUGGAGGAGACAACACGGCGGUCACAGACGCGCUCCAGGGCGUGCAGACGCUCGUCGCAUCUUCCAGGGCGUUUGCUGCUAUCACGGAGUACGGACGAGUUGUUACCUGGGGAGAUGUGGACAGUGGCGGAUGCUGCAACUCCGCCCAGCCGCAGCUGUUCAGCAUCUGUCAAGUUUGUGCAACGGACAGGGCAUUCGCUGCCUUGCGUACAGACGGUCGCGUGAUUUCCUGGGGGAAUGCUGAGUCAGGUGGCUGCUGUGAUCAGGUUCAAUCGCAGCUGAACAACAUCCGGCAGCUUGCGGGUUCCAGCUGUGCUUUUGCCGCAUUGCGCUCAGACGGAACAGUUGUUGCCUGGGGUGAUCCGCGUUGUGGCGGCGACAGCAGCGAGGUAGAGCCGCAUCUUGUGGAUGUGGUGCAGAUAUAUGCUUCCUUGUGCGCCUUUUCUGCUCUACUAGCGACUGGAGAUGUGAUCACCUGGGGGCAGCUUUACCAUGGUGGUGGUGACUCUGCGAGUGAAUAUCGCUGGCAGCGGCUCACAGAUGUACAUAGUCUUCAGGUUGUCCCUGAUCUGCUUAGACAUUAA
Symbiodinium sp. CCMP2456 is the source of this 1185-nucleotide messenger RNA. The record is from the annotation of a GenBank genome assembly. NCBI's taxonomy places the organism in Eukaryota, Dinophyceae, Suessiales, Symbiodiniaceae.